AUGAGUUUCCGUCCGCGGAACAGAUCUUUGAUUCGAAGAGCAACUGGAACGAGUUUUGGAAACGAAGAGCCGUUCAGUCUUGCUGGGCCGCAGGAUGUUGUCGCCGUCGCUCAUCAACAUGUUCCCUACGUGGAUCCGGGUUAUGCUCAACUCAACCCGGCGUAUACACAGCCCAUGCAUGCUAAACCGGUGUGGUCAUUGGCAAAGCCUUUGCCCAGGGUUGUGAGACCUGGUAUGGUGCCCACUGCCAGCGAAAUCGACAAUAUCAAUCAGCAUAUGGGAGAUACUGAAAUCACCGAGGGUGAUGUGGAACAAGGACCAGAACCUACACUUCGCCUCGGCCGCGUAUCUUCCAAACUCCAAGCCGUGCGAGCAGAAAGGGAACGACGAUUCCUGGAAGGCAGGUCUGGAUCUAAGAAGGUUACGAGGAACAGAGCAGAUUCUCAAUCUUCGAUGCACUCGCAAAACAACCAACAGCUUCGUCCUGUGAACAGCGCUCAACAAGGCAGCACUGUUGAUGUUCUACCGGAUGUAGCUGAAGAGCACGAACCCAUGGACCACGAGCAGUUCCCAGAGUACAACGAAACCUUUGACGCCACUCCAUCUUACCGCCCAACCUACGAAUUCGACGACAGCUUUUCUGCGAAAACAGCCUUAGAUACUGUUCCCUCUGACGAUGACUUGACCCUCACAAACAACAAUCUCGAAGACGAAGUCUAUAAUGCACACACACAUUGGAGCGUCAUCCGUCACCGCUUCCGUCAAGAGUUGGCAGAAUUCCUUGCUGUGCUUGUGCAACUGACUCUAGGCUUUUGUGCCGACUUGUCCGUUACNUUUGGGGGUGCAUCAGCAAACAACGCCAUUUUUGGAUCUUUGGCUUGGGGCUUUGCAACCAUGACUGCAAUCUACAUUGCCGGAGGUCCUUCGGGUGCGCAUCUGAAUCCGGUAAUCACCAUUGUACUCUACAUUUUCCGCGGCUUUCCCAAACGCCAAAUGGGAGGAUAUAUCCUUGCGCAAUUUCUGGGUGCUUUCAUUGCUGGAUUUAUCACUUAUGGCAUNUUUUCGUCGCAGAUUCAUGCGUAUAUUGCUGCCCCUGGUGCAGGGACCACACAACAAGAAGCCACGCAAGAUAUUUUGAACGCAUUUCUUACUGGUCUGCGCAACGAUAAUGUUACACUGGCUGCUGGCUACUUUACCGAAUUCGUGGCUACGGCUUUUCUGGCGCUUGUUGUUCUUGCCCUCGGCGACGAUACAAACACACCACCUGGCGCAGGAAUGACAGCCCUCAUCCUCGGAUUUGUAAUUUGUGUCUUGUUGCAAGCUUUUGGCAGUACCACUGGCGCAGCUUUGAACUCCACUCGCGAUUUAGGUCCCCGUCUCGCUCUCUACGCUUUAGGAUUCAGUGGAGAAUUACUAUGGAAAGGCAAUUGGUGGCUCUGGGGCCCUUGGUUGGCGUGUAUUCCUGGCGGCAUCGUGGGAGCAAUGAUGUAUGAUAUUUGUAUCUUUACUGGUGGAGAGAGUCCGAUCAACUAUCCGAGGAAGAGGGUUUGGAGGGCUGGACACAAGGCGAAGAAGAAGUGGGCCAAGAGGCUCAGGCCUUGGAGGAAGGGCAAAGGGAAGAAGAGUAAAGAGCAAGAGCAGGGGUGGAGCAGAAGCCAUAGAAUUGGGUGUUUCUCUUGCUUAGACUGA
This is a messenger RNA of Aureobasidium vineae, 1689 nucleotides long. The record is from the annotation of a GenBank genome assembly. NCBI's taxonomy places the organism in Eukaryota, Fungi, Ascomycota, Dothideomycetes, Dothideales, Saccotheciaceae.